Anthonomus grandis grandis is the source of this 19863-nucleotide messenger RNA. RefSeq names its product cyclin-dependent kinase 14 (gene Eip63E). Bases 263 to 1687 code for a protein of 474 amino acids. The record is from RefSeq and is a predicted model, not a curated record. The transcript is spliced from 10 exons. Gene Ontology annotation, biological process: protein phosphorylation. NCBI's taxonomy places the organism in Eukaryota, Metazoa, Arthropoda, Insecta, Coleoptera, Curculionidae. Gene Ontology annotation, molecular function: cyclin-dependent protein serine/threonine kinase activity; cyclin binding; ATP binding. Gene Ontology annotation, cellular component: cytoplasm; cytosol; nucleus.
CAUAAUAGUUGGCCGUCAUAUACCAAAUCUGUGAUACUUAAAUGCGCUCGCAUCUUUAUUAGGUACAAUAUAAUAUCCCACAACCGACUAAUAACAUUCCGGAGAAUCUGUUAUGUAUAUUUAUCUUUAUUAUCAGGAAGUGGCAACACACGUUUAAUUUAACAUUUUUUUAUCAGUGGGCGCUUCCAAUUGGGUCAACUCGUAUGUGAGAUCAGUAGUAUCUCGGAAGCUGCAAGGUGUUUAAGUGAAAUACUUCAAAAAAAUGUAUUCUAAUCAAGAAAGUGUGAUCAGUGAACGAUUAGUGCGGGAAAAAAAGUUCCGAAAAAUUAUUGUUCGGAUCACGUAUGUUUCCGUUACAGCGGUUUCCAAAGAAGAAGCAGAAGAACAUAACAACCACCAUCACCAUGGUAAGAUGCCUUACAACGGCUACAGUGAUGAGUUCCUAGACCGACUGGAACCCAAUGGUAACAUACCAGCGGGAAAAGGUGAUAUUAGAUAUGAAUGGAACAACGUGUCAGGACACGACAGGGUUAAGCGUCAAUUGUCAGUGUCGAGUGACAGCAAGUUAUUGGAUGACGACAUCCGAGAGGAGACGAAAGUGAUCCUAAGGCCGCGAAAACCGCCGAGACCCAAGUCGGAGGUGCUGCUCAACCAACAAGCCGGUGAUAGUCGAAGGACGAAGAGGUACUCGGCCUUUGGGGGUGACUCGCCGUUCGGUAAAUCCGAAGCCUACAUUAAGUUAGAACAAUUAGGAGAGGGAUCAUAUGCUACUGUGUACAAAGGAUUUAGCAAUUUACAAAACCAAGUAGUAGCAUUAAAAGAAAUUAGACUGCAAGAAGAAGAGGGCGCUCCCUUCACGGCCAUCAGGGAGGCGUCUCUGCUCAAAGAACUGAAACAUGCGAACAUUGUGACGCUCCACGACAUCGUGCACACUAAAGAGACGUUGACCUUUGUGUUUGAAUAUGUGCAUACCGAUCUGUCUCAAUACUUGGAGAGGCACAGCGGCGGGCUGAAUCCCCGCAACGUGCGACUCUUCCUCUUCCAACUUCUGCGAGGACUAAGUUACUGCCACAAGCGCCUGGUGCUGCACCGGGACGUAAAACCUCAAAACCUUCUCAUCUCCGAGUUAGGGGAACUGAAAUUGGCCGACUUUGGACUUGCGCGGGCCAAGAGUGUUCCUAGUCAUACCUACAGCCACGAAGUAGUAACGUUAUGGUAUAGACCUCCAGACGUGUUACUCGGCUCGACGGAAUACUCUACCAGCCUGGAUAUGUGGGGCGUGGGUUGCAUUUUCGUGGAAAUGAUCACCGGAAUGGCGAUCUUUCCCGGGGUACGGGACACUUACGACCAAUUAGAUAAAAUUUUUAAGGUGCUAGGAACUCCGACCGAAGAAGACUGGGCCGGUUGCACCCGGCUUCCGGGGUACAAUACACAAAAGUUAGGAAACUACAAGCCGAGACGAUUGGGAUUGUGCUGGCCGAGGCUUUACGACGUCCUUUAUGGUGAGGCCAUGGCGACGGCCCUUUUGCAACUCGAUCCGUUAAAGAGGCUGGGCGCUGAAGAGGCCAUGCAACAUAAAUAUUUUGAGGGGUUACCAACGAAACUUUUUGAACUGCCAGACGACGCUUCAAUACUAACGGUAGAAGGUGUGCACCUCCAUCCAGAAGAAUUUACGGUGAUUAAAUGAGAAUCAAGGCAGCGGUGCCGGUUCGGCCGCGAAACUAAAAACGACAAGAAGCAGAAGAAUAAGCAAUGACGUCACGUCAGUCCCCUAAAAUAGUUUGUACAAUCUCCUAUCUCCCGUUAUUCCAUUGGUCUCUCUUUGAAGAGUUUAGUUUAAGUGGAAUAUUUUUUUAAAUGCGCCAUUGUUACUUUAUUAUAUUAUGAUUAUUUUAUAAUUUGUAGUGCGUCGAAAGUAAAAAAGACUGGAAAUACGCAGGUCUAUACGGGGUGAGUCAGCGAGUACGCGAAGUAGUUAAUAUUUGCCGAUAACGUGCUACUGGACUAAAAUUGGAUAGUUAGAGAUAUAUAUAUACCGGGUAAAACUUAUUAAUUUAAUUAGAAUACCCUAUAUUUAAAGUAUAAGUCCAGGUCUUUUUUCUUAUAUACGAGAAUUGUUUGAAAGUUAAGGUCUUCAAUGUGUUUUCAUCUGGUAAACAUCUUUUUAUUGCAAAACCAAGAUGCCGAAAGCUUUGUUUUUAGUUAUUUUUGUACGUGGGUCGCCUCAUGGUCAUUACACUUUUGGAGUCGUUCUAGAAGCUUUUGUAUAUUCACGUUGUACCAUUCUCCUGCUGGUCCGUGCAGGAAGAAAUCGAUAGCUACCUUUACCUCUUCGUCACUUAAGCAUUUCAUUCAUUUCCCCGUAGUGGUAUUUUAAGGUGGGGAAUAAAUAGUAGUCACUGGGGGUCAAAUCAGGGCUGUAUAUGGAGGCUGGUCAAUGGUUUCCUCUACCCGAAUUUGGCGAUGAGAUGCGGGCGUUUUCAUUGUAUAAACAGAUUUUUUUCGGACGUGCGUAAACAGAUCAGUCGACUCCUCCUUUUGUUCUGUAUAGCCCGAAGUAGUUUGGUUAAUGUCUCGAAGUACCUAAUCGGUACAACCUUCUGCGAACACCCUACACCACUUUUUUUAGGUUCAUACACCGUAUACGUCAGUCAACUGACAAUAAAUUUCAAUUGGGGUUGACUCUUUAAACCACAGAAAUCUUAUCACAGCUUCGAUUUUCUCUUCCUUUGUUAAAGCCACGCAGCGUUGCUAAUGUAAAUUUUGUCAGUAUCAUCUGUUUUCUGUUUAUUCAUAUCAUUAUUUUGUAAAUUCAAGACAUUCUUUUGAAAGCAAACGUUAUAGCAACGUGCUUCCUGCGAGCUAACACUAUUCUUCUAGUGGAUUUAAUGGAAAUUAUUUUUCUCUAUUUAAUCUAGUUUUCACAUUGUUUUUCUCGAGUAGAUCAAGUUUAAAUGUCAUACUUUUAAUAGCUAUAGCAGUUCUGGACGCAAACGUAAACUUGAUAAUUAAAUUGUUUCAGUAGAUCAAUAGAUUUAAAUCAAAAUUAGUAGACCACCUGGCAACCCUGAAGUCAAGACUGAGGUGGUGGGGAAAAUAAGAAACACCGUUGCCAGAUUUAAGUUAGUUCGCUUCACCGCAUUGGGUGCUCGUUAAAGACCUUAAUUUAUGGAGAACCUUCGUAUUUAAUAAACGAAAAAGUAACAGUUUCUUAAAUCAAUUUUGUUAAAUAUUUAGAUUUUACAGACAUGUUUGUGUCAAAAUUUAGAGUCCAAAUGGUGGCUCAACGCUUUAUAUUAGGUAUUCUCGGUAACGACAAAGUCAAAUAAAAAUAAUGUUAUGGAAAAUCAAAAUGUUUAUUUAAAAUUGAAGGUGUUUAGAUGAACGAGGUGUUAGUAGAAAAAUAUGCAAGAUGUUUCAUUUAAAAUAAGGGAGAUUUUGUGAUUUAAAGUUACGCUUCGAUAAAAAUAUUCUGUAUAAUGUAUAUUUUAUAUAGCUAUUUAGGUAUUUUUAUUUUUGACUUUAACUUUACUUAUAAUAUUCAAUAUAAACCCCAAAAUUAACAAAAAAAUACCUUUAAAGUAAUAAUAAAUAUAUGCAGAAAUAUGAAUACGUCAGAAUUUACAGUCAGAAUAUGACAGUUACAGGUUCUAAUAAAAAGCGCCAGAGUAAGUGGACUAAAAAUGAUCAGAUUGAAGAAUGCAUAGGGCAGUUUUUUAAGCAUUUAAAAUCAACUUUAUUUGACCAAAAAAAAAAACCCAAAAAAAACGACAACGUUUACGUUUAUUUAUCUGCAUUUUAUUAAAUGUUCACAUGCCAAUCUCCAGUCUAAUUUUAAGAAAUAUUUCUUAAUCUUGUCUUACUUAUCCUGCUUCCAAAAUUGCCAGAAUCGUCUCGGUACCUAUUAGUAAUAAUUACAGUCCAUCGUCAUAUUAUUAGAUCCAUGAUGAAAAUAAAAUUUUCAUGACACGUCACGGCUAUUUGAUCUUUGGGUUGUGUAUGUUUCCAAGUGGUAAUAAGUAUGUCGAUGGUUUUGGUUGUAGCUGGCUUUCACCCUAACUUGAGAUUUCAAAAACUCUUAGACGUUCUCGAUAAGGUUUGUGUCGGGCGAAUUUCCUGGCCAGUCAAGAAUAUCUACUUUUUUUAGCUAAAUAUGUUGCAAUUCUUUGGAUAGCAUGGCUCGUCAUCGUGCAUAAAGGUUGGCCUUUUUCGUUUCUCGAACCAUUUUUUCGGUCGAGGGAUCAGCUGGGUUUCCAAAACUUUCUGGAAUUUUUCAACAUUCGUUGUACCUUCGUCAAGGGCCCCUGAUUACUGAUUAUUACUGACCGUACCAUUACCGAAAGAGGAUGUUUAAUGGUCGGCAAAAUGCAAUCUGGCUUAUAAUUCGAUUCAUUUGAGCUUCGCCGUCCAAAGCUCUUUUUUUGCCGACUAAUUCUUGGAAAUUCGUUUCGUUCAAAAAAAGGGCAACAUAAGUACAAUUACAUAGCAUUUCUUAACAUUUUUCCAGUCAUCGAUUACGAAUUGUUUGUAUCUUUGUACCCAUUGGUAUCACUUUACUAUCAUAGCAGUUUAAUAUCACAGCAAACUCUUGAUUGCUUGCUGGUCUACGGCCAAUAAGACCUCUCUUCUGCUAACCUUAGUCGCACUGUUCUUUGCGAAACUUCAAUGCCGGCUUCAAAAACUCUUGUGACAAGUUUUAUUGGCAUUUUUCGAUUCAUAGCGCAAAUAUUGCGCAUUUGUCCCUUCUGUUGUGAUUCUCCGACGACGCAUGCACCUUUGCGUUUUGCUCUCAGAUCUUCACCAAGGUAUACUUUUUGUUUUAUGAGUUAUAUAAAACUUCGAGAAAUUGUGACAAUUCGUGCUUUUUGUUAUUAUAUUCUUGUUUUUAUAUAUUUGACGUUUUCCAUUCUGAAAUUGUUUUUUUGGCAUAAUAUAGUCUCAAAAUAUGUAAAUGUAGGUUUUGACAUGUUGUUUUGUAACGAAUCAACUCACCUGAAGGAAUUGAAAAAAGUUAAACCUGUGCAAACACCUAAAAGUGUUAAAUAACACUGUCAAACUAAAAUUUUGUCAUUUCUGUUAAAAUCAGCGUGACCAAUCGAUUAUGAGUGUUGCAAAACGAUAAAAAUUGCCCGCGAUAUUUAAAAACUCAAGAUCUACCAACACAUUAGUAAAAAAUUCAUAAUUCGAAAAAUUCAUCCAUUAUCCCAAAGAUGCUGGUCAUACACUUUUAUAAAAGGUAAAAAACACGAAAUCUACAUAUGCAUUUAAAAAAUUUACGAAGGUUACAUGUUUCGCUCGACUAGAGCAUCAUCAGACUUAAACAAUAAUUAAAAUUAUGUAACCCGAAAAAAGGAGAAUUCAACAAAAACUUACCAUAACAUACACAAAACACCUGACAUAUAUUUAUGGUUUUUGUUGAAUUCUUCUUUUUUCGGGUUAAAUAAUUUUAAUUAUUGUUUAAGCCUGAUGAUGCUCUAGUCGAGCGAAACAUAUAACCUUCGUAAAUUUAUUAAAUGUAUUUAUGAUGCUGUAGAUUUCGUGUUUUUUACCUUUUAUAAAAAAAUUCUUGUUGUUAUUAUCAACAAGGAACAUAUGAAAAUAGUAGAUUUGCAGCUUGGAUCUAAUAAUAUGGAAACGGUAGUUCUUUCAUUUUUGUUUCUAUAAUCAUGUAGUGUCGAUGAUGUUAACCUGUUAGAGAAAGUACGUGAAGGCACUCCCUUCGUUACUAAUACAAAUCAACCUAUAAUUUCUCUCAAAGACUGAAAUUCUGCUUGGGAAAUAUUCCGGUAAAUUAGAUGUUGAUGCAAACAGGUUAAAGGCUCAUUGCAGAAAGUCUGUCUUUUGAUUUCCAUUUGCAAUAGAAAAUUAACAAAAUGAUUCCAGUAAGAAUUGUGAGAAGUGGCCAAGCAGUAGAAAGGUAUCUUCUUUCUAGAUUAAUUGAUUAAGCUAAGUUAAACCGUGUAAUACAGCGUUCUGGAGAGAGAACUUAUAGCUCUAAAAUCAUCAACUAAAUGUAAGGAUGAAGUGCAAAACAUAACUGCAGGUUUCAUAUUAACAUAGAUAGUUUUGAACUUGAACUUGGCAUAUAUUGCACUUUUUGCAAGAUAGACUUUUGUACAAUUAGGUAUAGUAAGUUACUAUAUAAUUGGAGAUAUUGGAGGACAGUAAUAAAUUCGACAAGUUUUUUGUUAUUUAUAUCAAUCUUUUGUUCUUUAUACUUUUUAGUUAUAUACUUUUUUUUUAGACCAGGUCCAAAAGUCUGCCUGCCAAAGUCUUGUAUUAAAUUGAUACUUAACUCAUUCAUAACCUAUGUUUUGAGAAACUUUUUAAAAUAUAUCUAUGUACAGUUGGGUUGGGUUGGGUUUAACCUAAUCCUAAAUACUUAACAAAACCUAUUUGUCUUUUUAGCUAUUAGUUUUUCGCAUGCCAAAUCUAUUACAAAAAAGAUUGGAAUAUACGUAGAAUUCAUAAAUUUUCUUAAAUACAGAGAGUUCAUUAAGAAAAUGAACUUUUGUAGGACCCUUUUUGAAAACACUCUGUAUAUUGCAAAAGUGGCACGGUGUCGACAAAUAUUGAACUACUUCGCGCACUCGUUGACUCACCCCAUACAUUGUAGAACUUUAUUGUUUUAAGAGCAAAAAUUGUUUAUAAGAAAAUUGUUUAUUAUUAGUUCGUCUCUCUUUUUUGGCGUCCAUUUUGCAAUAAUAAUUAUCGUGCAUUAAAUACAUUUUAUUUUAUUUAAUUUAGUAUACGAAAUUAACUUUUUUUACUAAUUUUUGUUAUACUUUUUAAUUGUUAGUAAUUAAACAAGAACAACAAAAAAAAAACCUUUCAGUUGACGUUUUAGUUACCGUAACAAUUUAAAGCGGGGCGCACCGUCGUCGCUCCCUCAAAAAUAACUGUGAUGUAAAAAUUACGCAUUUACGAGACCAAACCAUUGAUCGGAAACCGCGCGCGGAGAUUAAUAGAAAUAGAAAAAUGAUGGCUAACUCAUUCCUUCCAUAGUGCUCAAUUAAAAUUGCGUAAUAGCGAAUUAAGUAAGGAGAAAUAAGAGGCCAACCAUUGCCUUAGCGUAAGGCCAAUACAAAUGGGUUAUCGCUAAUAAAAUAAUUCUUAUUUUAUGUGGGGUAAUACAAAAUUAGAUCGGUUAGGAAAGGCAAUUCUUUAAAAUAAGUAAAUAUUUAAAGCAAAUAAUUCUUUUUUUCUUUAUAAUUACUUUACGCGUAAAAGUACCGGGUGUCCCAGUAAGAAUGGCUCUCGACUGUAUCUAAGUAAUUCGUAUAUUUCUGCAGCAGCUAAAAUAAUGGAAUGUUGACUAAAGUUUGCCUAAGUAUAAAUUAUUACGAAUAAUGAAAUAGAUCUUUAUUAAGCACUUGGCUAUUAAGAGGUUGACUGCCAUGUUCAAAUGAAUCGGUUAUUCCAGAAAUAACGUGAGUCAGAAACAAUGGCGGCUCCUUCUUAGGGUCAAUUGGUCAAUGACCCCCCUAAAAUAAUUUCAUAAAAAUACCAAUUUUAUUAAAAAUGUCUUUUAUCUAAAACUUCACUGUGAAUUAUAAAAAUCUCUAAGCAGUCUGCAUUGGCAAAACAAAUAAAUAUAUUACUAACGUCGCGCCUCGCGCUUAUCACACAAGUCCGUGGCUGGGCCGUAUUUUAAAUUGUCCCUAUACAGUUCUUAUGGCUUAUGGAGAAAUGCAUGUAAAAUAGAACAAAGAGGGCAGAUUCGCAUUUCGUGAGCGGGAGUGAGAGUCACCUUUCAGUCCUAUAUCGCUAACGUAGUCGACGGCCCGACUGGAUGAAUGUUUUGUUUUAGUUAGUUAAUGUAUUUUAAACAAACUAAUCGUCGGUGUAAAAUUUUGCGGAGUUUUCGAAAUUGCAUUGCGCGGUCAUGACGAAAGUAACAGCUCCAAUAAUCCUGGAAUUUUUCUGGGACUUAUCGAUUUUGUUUCUGAACUGGAUUUAAUGUUUAAAGAACAUAUUGAAAAAAGUACAGUAUUUAAAGGAACAUUAAAAACAAUUCAGAACGAUAUUUUAGAAUCAAUGUUAGCCAUUGUACAUACUCAUAUAAUUAAGGAGAUUGGCCAGAAAAAUUUUAUGGCAAUUCAAGUAGAUGAGACCACAGACAGCUCCAAUAAAACGCAGAUGAUUGUCAUAUUACGAUAUGUAUUAACAGGUAUUGUACAUGAAAGAUUUUGGAAAUUUUUUAACCCUCCAGGUACCACGCACAACAUUUAACUAAUGUAAUAUUGGAAGAACUUCAAUUAUUAAAAAUUAAUGAAGCACCUGAAAAAUUGAUUGCCCAAAGUUACGAUGGUGCAUUAGUCAUGAGCGGUAAACUGGAAGGAGUACAAACAAAAAUUAAAGAAAUAUACCCAAAUGCACACUUUAUUCACUGCUAUGCCCAUCAACUUAAUCUUAUCCUGCAAAAAGCGGCGAGUCAAUAUAAACCGAUAAAAAUAUUUUUUGCAAAUUUACACGCAUUUUCGUCAGUUUUCGGCCGAUCUUCAAAACGUAUGAUGGUUCUGGAUAGAGUGGCUAAAGUAAGGCUACCUAAAGCUGCACUCACUCGAUGGGCUUUCAAUACAAAAUGUGUUGAAAUUGUAUACACUUAUAAAGAUGAUUUAAAAUCUUGCUUAGAGGAAAUUAUUGAUGAGGAGCAAGAUGGUAACAAUAUAAAUCAAGCAACUGGUUUAAAAAGACAUUUAGAAGAUGAGCUUUUUUUUUUGGUUAAAUUUUUUCCAUAAAAUAAUGCUCCAUGUUGAUAUAUUGUUUAAACAAUUGCAAAUGCAAGAUAUUGAUGCCAUAUCUGUCCAAAAUUAUAUACUGUCUUUUAAUAACAGUAUCCAAAUAAUGGAAUCAGAAGAACCAAGCACAUCAACAGCAAAAAAAAAAAGAAAAAGUACUACAACUACAGAGGAUCCAUAGCGAUGAACUGCACUGGAAAUUUGUGAUAUUAUUAUAUCUAGAAUAAAUCACUGGUUUGGUUUCAAUGAUCAUCUCAUGAUUUCACAGUUAUUCUACACAGAGAAAUUUGAAGCAUACACUACCAACUUUCCGCAAAAUAUUUUAAAUAUGGUGAAGGCUCAUUAUCGCACAGUAAAUAUUUCCAAACUAAAAUCGGAACUUGAAGUCAUAUAUUGUCGUGAGGAUUUUCGCAAUAGUGCCGGUGCAGUAGCCAUACUUUAGCUUUUUAUUAACAUGAAUUUGUCUGAAACAUUUUCUGAAGCAGUGAAAUUAUUAAAUAUUUUGUGCACACUCUCUAUGACAACCGUGGAUCUUUCAAAUACUUUAAAAAAUCAAUAGUUUGAUUUGUUUUUUUUAUUAGAGUAAACUGUAAGUUUUCAAACCAAAAUGACCCCCCUGAAGAUUGACCCGCGAGCCGCCACUGGUCAGAAAUGAUAGUUUUUAAAAGCAUUAUUCAUAUAAGUAAUUGCAUCAGUAGUAGGCCAUUGCCGCUAGUAGCCUUUGCCUAGGCCUCUGGUAUGUAGUCUAUUAGCUUGCAUAUACCUUCAAUCUUUUUUAUUAGUUGGUACUUUGGAUAGACUAGGAUUGUUGGUAAAGACUUUUAUUAUCUUUGAAUGGGGCUACUUUGAUUACAUUGAAAGUUUAUUUAUUUAUAUUUUAUUUAAUUUUAUAAACUAAAGAUUUAAAAAUUAAUCAUAACAUCGGUUUUAUUAAAUCUUUAAACCUGCGUUAAUAUUUUAAAUAAUUUCAUAAGUUUUAAGGUCUAGGAGUUACAAAUUAUAGUACAGCUAAUUUAGCAUCCAAAAGGACCUAAAUUGGAAGAGAAUAUCCCUGGUCUCAUAUUUUGGAGUAGAGAAAUAUUUUUUAGUUAAAAUGGUCCAUUAGAAAAGUUUAAUUUGACACAUAUGUGUAUCUCUCCCUCCCCCCUCUUCCAUUUUUGAAAAACGCCAAAAAGUUUUUUGGUUCAAUUAUCUGGCCAAUCCAUGAGUCUGUAACACCUACGGAACAAAGUUAGAGGGUGCUACAUGCGGUUGAUUUGAUUGUUGUCUUUUCCCCUUUUCAGGAGGAAAUAAAUAUUUUUUUACUAUCGCCAAGUUUUUUUAAUUAAAGAACAUGAAAAUGAAGUGUCGGUUGAAAAUCUUUUCUAUAGAUAAUAAUUGCGUUUAGAAGCUAGCAACGAAAAAAUUGUAAGUGAGAGGAAGACAAAAAAAGACUCGACAAUUUUUUUUCAAGUUUUCUUGGAAUGUAUUCCUUUGUUAUCUUUUUUUUUUCAGCAAAUCAAUGUUUGCAUUUAUUUUUCAAAACUUAAACUAGUCUAAUAUUCAUAUAUCUCAGAACUAGUACAGUAUUCACUUAUUGAAGAAGCAUAUGUGAUAUACAUUCAAUUAAUUUAACUAAUUUACUUUAAAACGCAUGGUCAUCGAUCGAAUCUAGACGCAUGUUCAAGGUAUUCCCUUAAAAAUUGCUUAUGUUCUAUUUUCGUGCCUCCAACUAUUCAUUUUGUUUUUUUCUUCAUUUUUCAAUCCUUCAUUCUUCAAUCCACGAAGGUAAUGUGUAAGUGCACUAUUGUCGGUUUCGAUUCCUUGCUAGUUAAAUACACAGUUGAAAAUGUUUAGGAAAUAAAUGUAAUAUAUCUCGCGAAUAAUGUAUCGUACAAAAAUCAGUUCCAUCUCAAUUUAGUAGUUUUUUUUGCAUGUUUUUGAAUGUAAAAAAACUUGCGACAGUAAAAUCAAUUUUUUCCUGAAAAGUGAAAAAAAUUGUAAAAACCGAGUUUUGGUGUUUUUUUUGCGUCGUCUAACUUUGUUCCAGUACGUUUUACAGCUUUGUUACACAAGACCAAAAUAGGAGAUAAUUUUUUUUUUAACAGAAAAUUGAAUCAAAAAACUUUUUGGCGUUUCUCAAAAACCGAAGAGUAAGGGGAUACACAUCUGUGAAAUUAAGCUUUUCCAAUUGACCACUUUCGACUCCCAAAGUAUGAGAGGGACCAUUUUUUUAAUGCUAUAUUGAGUACUAAUAUUUUAAGCUCUUACGAAGUUAAACCUUGAGGGGUUACUUUGAUCAUGUAUAACCUUAUGAUUUUGGCAAAGUAAUCCUUUUAUCGCUUUAAUUAAAACAAUAGAUAAAUAAGGUAUGUAACUGUAUUGUAAAAAAAAAACAUUAAAAGGUUAAGAAAACAUCAACUUAAAAUUAAAAAUUUAAAUUCUUUAAGUUUGUUUUGUGGAACUAAAAAAAGAUUAUAACUCGGCUUAUAAUCUUAUUCUUUUUUCUCUUAACUUUACUUAAAUAAUCUAUUAUAUUUUUAGGAAAUACAUGGCGACUCCUGUUAAUUAUUGGCUGUGAUAACUUAAAUUUAAUAUCGUUAAAAGAAAUAUCGCAAAUAUCCUCCACCACUGAAAAGCAAAUACAUUUUUCUUUGGCAUCUAUGAUCGCAUACAUUUUCUCGUAAAAGUGUCCUCAAUAAUAUUUAUAAUUUGAGCAACAAAUUUCCUUUGCGUUCGAUUUUUAGAAUCUUUAUCAUAUAAAAAUUCCACCAAACCAAAAAUCUUUUAUUAUACGUUUGUAUUUUAGAUAAACUUGCCUGAUCCGCAUCAAAAGAACAGUUUUCUAUGUUGGAACUAUCUACAUCCAUGGAACCAACGUCAUAUAGUUCCAUAUCGGAUUGUUCUUUUCCGUUAUUAGACGAUGAUGUCUCUUCGAGGAUUGUUAACACUUUUGCCUGCCUCGAUAUUUAAUUUCUUUUACUUUUUUUUCCUACCGCUUCGUCAUUAUUCCGAAAUAAACAUGCGGAAAACAGACUUUUGGAAUUGAGGUCAUUCUAAGAUUUUUAAACUUUCCCUCGGUUAAUUUAGUGCUCCAAGAGAUUUUCAUAUCUCUAAAAAAGGCCACAUCAAGCAGUUGAGUAGACAAACGAAAUUAAUAUCAUUUUCUGCUCAGCAUUUUCAAAUAUCAUCUAAAUGCGAUGAAAGAUUGUUUCCAAUUAUAAUCUUACGUACACGAUCUUUUUGCAUGAGUUAAAAGUGUUGUCAUGAACCAAUCUCGAAAUAUCACAUAGUCUAUCCAUCCGCUAUUUGUCCGAUUGUACCGUCUUCUACUUGAACAACAAUGAUAUGGCCACAUCAAUAGAGUUCUAAAGGACCACCCUCUUUCUAAGUAUCCUAUAAAUGUAUACUCUUAUAAAUUAUAUAAGGUGGCAAGAGUGUGCCAUUCGCCGAUCCGCCAACCAUUAUUGUUGUUGCACUUUUUGAAUAAUUACAAUUUUUUUUUUGGGGUAUUUUACGCCUCUUUUGUAUGUACCCCAUUUUUUUUUCGGGAUCAUCAGCCACAUUUGAUUAAUCGUAGUUAAAAAUAUUGCAUGGUGGAAUUCUUGUAAUGUUUUUUCUAAAUUGUCAAAGUAAGUAUUUAAUAUCUCUUUGGAUACUAUUCUGCCCUGCUUAGGCAAGUUGUCCUAACUGCUAAAUAGUAGUUUUGAGAAAUCUCUCAUUUUAAUGUAUUUGUAUGCACUUUUUUUACUUAUUUAAUCCGAAUAUUUUUUUUCUGAAAUAUAUGGUAAAAAAAUUAAACUAUACGUCAACUUAGGAUUAGGUUUAUUAACUCUCUUUAUUCUCCAAAAUAUUUGUAGUUUGGAGACAAUUUAAACCACAGAAAAAUACAAAAUCCUAAGCUCAAAUAUCACAAGUGAAAAACAAAUAAUAGCAACUCUAGAGCAUAAAACAACUUAGAUGACAAGGUACAUAUACAGGGUGUUGGGUUCAUUAUUUGCUAAAUUGAAUUGGCUGAAAGAAGAAGACAUUUUUCAACUCUACUUUCAGCCAAUUAAAUUUGCCAAAUGAUGCACCAAAGACCCUGUAAUUUUUAAAACUAUUCAUUUUCAGUUCAUGUCACCAGAAUCAUCAAUUAUUGAAAUUGGUAGAUUUUCCCAAAAGAAAAGCUUGUUUGGUGGUAUAUAAUCCUUUAAUUUACUGAUUAAAUUGUUGUUUCUAAUUAAAUUAAUUCCCUUAGAAGCAUUUCUUUGUUUUGGCGUGGUUAGCUGAUAUUUGCAAAACUUAGGCAAAAAUAUAUUGUCCAACUGCUUAAGUUCAUCAGAAAAUUUUUCUUUAUAAUAUAAAAAUUUACAACCUCUUUCAAAAUUUAUUUGAAUUAUAUUUUUUAAAUAAACGCGGUCAUUAAGUUUCUGUAGCUUCUGCUUUGAAGUAUAAUCAGUAAAAAUUAAAAAAUUAUUUGCAGUCAUUUCCAAGACAUUAACUUUCCUUGAAUUGGCAUUUUGAACUGAGUCUCUAAAAUCAGUAAAAUAAUAAACUUUUUUUAAAAUCUAAGACAAGUCGUUUUAGGAAUCCUUGCAGUUUUUCCAGUUAGGCCAAAAUGAAUAGUACUAUUUCGGGUAUUUCAAAUACACAUAAGACUUUCUCGUUUAGUAGACCGAAAGAUUAUUGCCAUUUACGUGCAAACCCGUCUUAACCUUAAAAACCAUUUUUUGCAGUUAGGACAACUUGCCUUAGCAGGGCAGUAUGGUUCGUGAUUUUUUAAUAUUUGUUUCCAAUCUCUGACCAAAGGACUUUUUAAGUCCUUUUUGUCGCCCAGGUUUUUUUGAAAUACGUUGCCCUAAACUUUUUAUUUCAGGGAGUCUUAAGUCAAUAAAGUUAAUAAAUCCCAUAAAAAUUUGUAUGCGGGACUAUUUUGAUCAGUGAUCAAAUUUAUCCCGCCUACCUCAAUCAAAGUCGCACCACGACAUAGUUCAAUUUUUUUCCAUAAAUAAAUGCUCUAACUUAUGUAUAAACAUUUACUGCAAAUACUUAGGGUACCAUUUGGUGCUCUUACUCUCAAACGUUAGAAAUCGCCUGAGAAAAAUCAUAGAUCGCCUUAUUAAGGCUUGCUUGAAUAUUGGACUUUGGUUCGUGUACAAUAGCACUAGACCAGUGGCGUACCGACAAUUUAAAGAAUGUCAAGGAAGUUUUUAUCAAAGUAGCUCCAUCCUACAUUACUCAUUUUAUGUUGUUAGUGACAAGACCAUUAAUAUUUUCCGAUACUGUUACAGUCCCUGGUUGGUUUGAAAAAUAAAAAAGGUGAUAGUUUAAAAUCUCACCACAUUUCAAAUUCCAAAAUAUUAUAUGUGUCCACCAUUUUAGCAACAAACUUUUUUUUUUUAAUUUAUGCUUUGUCCUUUCAAAUAUUGUACAAAUAAUAUUUGUCCUCUAAAAGCACCAUGUUUUGAUUUUCUUAUUUGGAAUGUCAAUGAGUCGUUAAAUGUUAUAAGUCUAUCUCCAACAGGAUAUUAUUAGUAAUUCAAAAUGGUUUCUUGGUAGGUUGGAUUUGUGUUAGGUGUAGAUCGAUUCCAAUGAUCUUUUAAAGUUGGGUUUCUGUCUAGUUCUAUCCAAAUAAUUACACCAAGAAAUUAUUUCAUUUCAGCCACGUCAGUAGGUGGUAACUGAAAUAAUUCAAUUUUUAGGAAACGGAUUAAGACCCCGAAGUUAAUUCCCUAUAUUUACAGGUACACCGAAAGAUUCCAAUAUAAAUGACAUCGAAUAUAAAAAUUGUAAAUUUUCUUCUCGAUGGGUUUUGAUGUUUAUCAAUUUGAAGAAAUAUCUGGCUUAUUAACACACAAAUUUCUGUUUUUUUUUGUUGAUACUUUGGAUUCUGACUCGCUGGUAUUUCCACUUCCUCAUAUUCUGGAUCGUUAUCCGAGUGAGCGGUAAAUGGUUGCAAUGUAAUGUAAUUCCUUUAUAAAGUAAAAUAUAUGGUAAGAAACGCUCUUUUAAACGAGAUCUCCUCGAUUACUCAAUUCAGAGUAAAUAAAAUAUAACUAAAUACAGAUCUAACCCUUCCCCUCCUCUUUAUUCUAGCAGAUAGGACAAAAUGGUUCAAACAAAAAAACAUACGAUUUGCUGAAGAUGAUGAUAUCCCUUUGCUAGACCAAAUUUUAUAAAUAUCUAUUUCCUUAUGCGCCAGAGUUUAAAAAUAGAGGAAAUUGAAAAUAAUAUAGACCAGUUUUUUUCGCACGCCAAACAGCUGUCACUUCCCGAGAGCCUUUUAUCAUGGGACACCCAAUAAAAAGGAGUCAAACUUUUAAUCAACUGACAGACUUAAAUCUCUAACACCUAGUUUUGCAUCACCCCUAUAUAUUAUAGGAAUUCCGAAUCAAUAAAUUUAAAAAAGCCUUAUUAAAUAAUCGUUUCUUUUUUUAACGUAUAAGUGGGGCGGGAGUCACUGCGAGUCAGAGACCGACUUAAGGAAUGUUUUAUUUCGUUAUAUUGUUAAUUUGUCUGUAAAUACAUCUUGAUCACCUUGUUGAGUUUUGCACGAUAUUUUUGCCACCCAGUGUGGCUAAAAUAUGGCAACUUUAUAUUUUUUGUAAAUACCUGAGAAUUAUUAUCGAUACAACAGUAAUACAAGUGCCAAACAGGGCAGAAGUAGUAAUGCAAUAUAGAAAAAUGUAGGUCAAGAAUAGUUUUUUCGAUUUUUAUCUCUUAAUACAAUUGCCCGGACUAAGACUAAAUUUCAGCUUCCAAUCAAUAAUAGUUACAUUUGUUUUUAUGAACUAGGAAACUUUAAAAUUUAAAUAAAGUUUGUGUUCAAUUUAAACUGAGUGACCCAGGAUAAAGGGAACACUAUAACUCAAAAAGGAGCGAAGUUAAAGAGUAUUUCCUUUAUGCUGGGAUAUCCGAUUUACCUAUUCAGUGGUUAAAAAAAAACAACCAUUGCCCUGGGCAAACUUAACUGAAUUCCAAAAUUAAAGUAGAGCAAUUAGGGCCUAAACACAAAAAAACUUAAUUAACAAAAAAAAAAAUGCAGCUGUAAAAAGGUGAUAGUGAAAAAGUCAAGUCUAGAACAAAGAAUCAGAAUUUUUGUAGAACGAUUUCCUUAAUAAGGAACAGUUUUUUUUUAGAACGUAUUUACUGAUAUAGUGAGAUUAACUUAAAAUCUUUGUACUGUAGGUAUAGUUGCUUUGACUACCCUGGCGGCCGAAGCAAAUGAUGAAACCUCGCCGUAUGUAAAUUGCGGCUUCGGUCGUCAAGGGUUAAGGACACAACAGGGAACUAUCCACGUUUGUUGUGUAAAUUAAAUUUAAAAAGAAUUAAAAUCAAAAUGGCACUAAUUUCCCGCUGCAGUGCACAGCUUAAUCCCCAUCGACGUCCAAUAACCAGAACCGUCUCAUUUUCUAACUGUGAAUUUUUGUACAUUUAGGCGCGUGAGACGCGGAAAUUUUUCGCACAAAGAUUUCCGCGUCAUUAAGAGGUUAUAGUAAGUUCAUUUUUUAAUGCCAAUUUUUCACGCAUACCACUGUCCCAAGUUCACGCUAUAAGCCUGCGCAUUAUUAUUUAUUUUUUUCAAUGUUCUGGGAGUGCAUUUAAAACCGAAAUUUGCCACGAGGGUUCUGUUAACUGCCCAAAAAAUAUGUAAUCGGGUUUGAAAGUUAGCAACGUUUGAGUGUUUAAAUGAAUUCCCAAACUCAGGUGCAGUCAGUAGUAUAGUCAAUCUGGUAUUUGAAAUUUAUAAAAGUCCUUUGGUUUAUCCAGUUGUAAGUGAGGAAAGUUUAAAAACGAAAUUGUACGCUUCCUUCCUUGCCGUUUUUUCGGAACAACGGAAUUUGAUUUCCUCUCUUUAUUUAUUUAAUUUACGGACCUAGUGUAAAUAAAAUAAAGAAUCACUAAUAAUUUAGACGAGGAAGAAUUAUCACACACAGUGUAACAUGAAAAUCAAUAGAGUGCAAUAUUUAUUUUUGUCAACAUUUUUGGUUUUAAAUUUUGUUUGCAUUAGUUUGUUACUUAACCGUAAACCAAAAAAAAAUUGACAAUGGAGGGCACUCUUUCUAAAAAAAAAUAUGACUACAUUUUUAAUGCAUUGAACACAUAUUUUUUUGUCGAACAUUGUAAACAUAUUGGUGAUGAACAUUGAACACAGAUAACCAGUUUUUCUACCGAGUUUUUUCAUCUCCGAUUGCUAGGCAAGCUUUCUGAAGCAUUAGCUCCAGCUUGGAGGGGCAAUCUUCAAAAUUCUGAAAAUAUCUGCUUUUAAGAGUUUAAAAUUUGUACUUUGGGAUCUUUCAUGAAGUAGUGGUUCAUAUAGUUGUUUGGCUUAAUGAAUUGUUGUUUUAAUGAAUUGUAAAAAAUCAAUUCUGUGUAGCCUGUAUGUAUUGGCACAAUACUGAUGGAUGAUUUCUCCAUUUAUUGAACACAUAUCCACAAUUCUGUAAAACAGAGCCAUAUGCCAGCGUUGCGUUCUUCUGCUACAGCAAUAUUUACUAAAUUUUUCAUUGUACAGCAUCCACUGCAGAUUUUGUGUCCUUAUAAAAGGUAUUAAAAUCUACGAAAGCGUUGUCUUCCUACUUGGAGUGAUGGAUCAAAAAAAUCAAAAUUACAACUCUAUUUUUCUUUGGAAGUCAAUGUUUUGUUUCACCUUUGACAAGACAUUUAGUGGGUAUUUCAGAUUUAUUUUUCUUCAUAAUAUCCAAGUAAGCAAUCUUGUUUUUGAUGGAAUAGUGAGUGAGCUCUAUUGAGGAAUAUCAAUUAUCACUGGUAAUAUUUCGCUAUAAUGUUGCUUCAAAAUAUGGGCUUACAAAGACGAACACUACUUUGCUUUGGAAUAGAAAACCGUUUUUCUUCUGCUCUAAUUGCCUUUAGUGAAACGGUGCCCUUGCCACAAUAAAUGUAUGUAUUGUAUAUGUAGUGGGUUCGAGCUUUUACAAGGCAUUGCACUUUUAAGUCAUAGUUUACAGGUUUGCUUAUUAAAUACAUUUUAAUUUUACAUCUUCCUCUAAAACCGGCCAACAUUUCGUAAAUAGUUGCAUUCGCUACUAAACUUACGAACAUAAAAUUUCUGAUUGCGAAUUUUAAUUGAAUUAUUUAAAUAUAUGUGAUAUUGCUGCAGGCGGGUAAUUUUUUACUCUAAAUAUUCCCUCUUCAUGAGUAUCGAAUCUCAGGCAAGCUAACAUUACCAAUCGAACGAUUCUCCGACCAGUCCCGUUUGUCCAAAAGAUUGAUUUAAUGGCCUUAUUAUUUGACUUAAAAGCAACAGUUAACAGCAAAAAACCCAGUCAACCGUUGACUGUGCGAUUUUCAUUACCAGGCUUAGAACGAAAUUCCUUAAUUUUGAAAUUUGUUUAAUGCAGAACGAUGUUCAAUGUUUUAUUUGAUGGCAAUCCAAAAAAAUACUGCGUCGAAGAGUCCUACGAACUUUAAGGUAUUUUACACGCACUUGGCUUAAUGAUAGACCGACGUCAACUAAACACAUGAUGGAGCCCUCUAUAAUAGGAAGGAGCAACUGAACGACGCACUCUGUUUGAUAAACGAAGGCGGAGUUUAUUAAGUAGUUCAUACUUUAUUGUAGUUUAUGUUUAUGCAGUCUGAGAGAUUCGGCAACACCAGUUAAUUAUUGUUUUGAAAAGAGGCCUUACUUACCAACGACACAUACAAAGUUGUUAUCUAAUUAACACCAUGAAAUUAUUUUGUUUGCUCUGUUACAACCAUGAUUUAUGUGGUGUCAAAAAUUCCCAGAUCUCUCAUAUCAAUACUCUUUCAAUAAAGUGAUAGUAACUAAAUUUACUUAAAUUUUUUGUACACAUUCUAACACACCAUUGUAAAAACGGUCUCAAUGAUACCUAGGCAACUAUACUGCAUUUGCCUGCUUUAGUAGACAUAAAAAUAUUUCUACAUCAACUGCAAAACUUAUCUGCGUACAGAACGUAUUUGCAAUGCUCACAAAUGUUGAUGUUUAAAAAAUGAGUGCUGCGAGAUGUAACCCUCUAGAACUCCAUUAGUGACAUGAAUUAUUUAAAACUAUUCCAAACUAAACAAACAUGACUCUACCCACUCCAAAAUUGACCUAUUGAAACCAAAGUCUUCAGUGAAUUUAAAAGAAGUCUGUGAUCUACUCUGUCAAAUGCCUUGGAGAAAUAUGUGUACAUGGUAAAACAUACAAAAUGUAUGUUAAACCAUUACGUUUAUUAUUACAACCAUUACAAUUAUCCUUCUGGAAGCGGCAGAAGAGAUAAAGUUAGAGAGGGGACAGAGUUAAGAGGGCGUUAACGAAAAAAUGUUUUUUGCAUUAUAUUAUGGAGGGGAAAAGAUUCAGCCUCGUUUGCAAAUUAAACCGCAGUUUUUAAGUCGGAGGUACGGCUUACGGUAUAUUCAGAAUAUAAAAUUCAGAGUUUCCCAAAAAUCGACAAGGAGAGAUACAUAUUUUCGUUUUUAAGUUUUUCUCAACUCAGAACCGCUGCAUGAAUUUUUAAAACCUUUUUGGAUGUCAGAUUGAGUGUACUACAGGGCGGUUAUGUUUUUUAAAUAUAAAAAAAAUAUUUAUUCUUGUAACUGAAACCAAUAUCAAAAUGUUGGAUUAAAAAAAAAGAGAAAGUAAUAUAUUCCGACUUUUAAAGCAAUAUUUUGAUCAAUGCAUUGUCUUGUACAGGGUCUCAGCUAAAUACUCUGUACUCUUAUAUUGUUUUAUGUAUUAUACUUACUUUUUUGUGUUGGUUUGUACUAUACUUAUUAUUUUUUUGUAUUCCUUAUAUUUAUUGUUAUGAAUACAUAAUUUCUUUUUUUUUUAAGUUAGCAAAGUAUGAUGUGGAAAACAAACUCUUUGUGAUAAAGGGUAUGUCGUUUAUGAUGAUUUGUUGAUAAGUGUUUUUUAGAUUAAUGUGGGGUGAAUGAUGACGGACUACGAAUCAUCCCGAAUUCCUAAGGAAUAACGACAAUGUAUUGCCAAACUUUCUUAACAGUGAUAAACAAUAAAGCACCAAUAACAAAGGGAUUUUUGGGAAGAUUUGUGAUCUGAAUAUCAAUAAAGUUCACCAACCAAACGAUGAAUCCCCACUGUUAAAACCGUUGCGUUUGUACAAAGGAAUAGUUGUUUAUAUUUAGGUUAUUAUAAGAAUAUUAAAAAAUAUUAAUAAAUGUCUUUGUAUAAAACAGA